Molecule: messenger RNA, 2073 nt
Organism: Wallemia ichthyophaga EXF-994
Lineage: Eukaryota; Fungi; Basidiomycota; Wallemiomycetes; Wallemiales; Wallemiaceae
Product: Putative proline--tRNA ligase C19C7.06
Exons: 2
Coding region: 1-2073 (690 amino acids)
Biological process (GO): prolyl-tRNA aminoacylation
Cellular component (GO): cytoplasm; aminoacyl-tRNA synthetase multienzyme complex
Molecular function (GO): proline-tRNA ligase activity; aminoacyl-tRNA deacylase activity; ATP binding
Source: RefSeq, a predicted model, not a curated record
AUGACAUUAACAGAUUCAUUUAAAAACCUUAGCUUGUCCAAGCAGGCGGAUUCAACAGCCACUAAGACUCUUCUAUUCAAGUCAAAGAAGUCUCCCGUCCCUGUCCUCGUCCUUGCAGACGCAAAUGCACCAACUUCAGCCAGCGACAUUGGAAAGAAGAUUAAUUUGAAGGAUUUGAGAGCAGCAGAUGAUUCCUUGUGGAAUUCUGUUUUAAAAUCAACUAAAAACGAUGCAUCACCAUUCAGCUUGGAUUCUGACUGCCACAUCGUACUUGAUCAGUCACUCUCACAACUCUCUACUCCUAUCCAAGUCAAGGGGCUAGACGGUCAAUUCACUUCGAUCGAUGCAAACACCUUAACAGACAUUUUGCAGUCGAAUGCCUCAAAAUUCGAUAAGCUCGAUUUCACAGCAUCUCCAACAGCAUCAGCACCUUCUGCAGCACCUUCCCCAGCUGCUCCUACCUCCCAACAACGCAAGCAGGCAGGCAAGAUCGAGGGAGCAGCUGAAGUUGCAAUCGGUAUUCGCAAAGAUGUUGAUUUCCCCAACUGGUACACUCAAGUUUUACUCAAGGGUGACAUGUUAGAUUACUACGAUGUAUCCGGCUGCUACAUUCUCAAACCGUGGUCUUUCAAAAUCUGGGAAUCUAUCCAGAAAUUCUUCGAUGGUGAAAUCCAGAAGAUUGGCGUGGAGAACUGCUACUUCCCACUCUUCGUAUCAUCACGCGUACUCAACCGUGAAAAGGAUCACAUUGAAGGUUUCGCACCUGAGGUAGCCUGGGUGACGAAAGCAGGUGAAUCCGAUCUAGACGAGCCAAUAGCCAUCAGACCAACUUCUGAGACUGUCAUGUAUCCAUACUACGCCAAGUGGAUCAGAUCGCACAGAGAUCUUCCACUGCGACUUAACCAAUGGAACAGUGUCGUUAGAUGGGAAUUCAAAAAUCCACAGCCAUUCCUUCGCACGCGUGAGUUCUUAUGGCAAGAAGGACACACGGCGCAUAUAGACCACGACAGCGCAUCGCAAGAGGUUGACUACAUCCUCGACUGCUACAGACGUAUCUAUGAGGAACUUCUCGCUGUGCCUGUCAUUCCCGGUGUCAAGUCGGAGAAUGAGAAAUUCGCUGGAGGUUUCUACACAAAGUCUGUCGAAGGAUACAUCCCAACGACGGGUAGAGGUAUUCAGGGUGGAACAUCGCAUGGCCUUGGACAAAACUUCUCCAAAAUGUUCGAUAUUACCGUUGAAGACCCAGAGGUUGCAAGGAAGGCUAGAGCAGAAGGUCGUCAACUGAAAGAAGGCGAGGGCAAGAAAUAUGUGUGGCAGAAUUCGUGGGGAUUGUCUACUCGCACUAUCGGUGUGAUGGUCAUGAUACACGGUGACGAUCAGGGUCUAGUCCUUCCACCACCUGUCGCAUCGGUUCAGGUCGUUGUCGUCCCAUGCGGUAUCACGGCUAAGACCACUGCUGAAGAUGCAGACGCUAUCGAGAAAGGCGCCCAGAGCAUCGCUGAUAGACUGAUUAAAGUUGGUGUACGCGCAAAGGCCGAUCUCAGAGAAGGGUACACGCCGGGAUGGAAAUUCAACGACUGGGAGAUGAGAGGUGUGCCAAUUAGAAUUGAGUUCGGCCCUAUGGACAUGAAGAAGGAGCAGGCUUUGUGUGUGCGCAGAGCUGUAAACCCUAACCAGGACAAGGACCCAUUGCCAUUAUCACAAUUGGAGGACGGUAUUCCAAAGAUGCUCGACAGGAUCUACAAGAUGAUGUUCGAGUCCGCCAAGGCAUCAUUUAAUGACUCGCUCGAAGUGGUCAUGGAGGACUUUGACAGAAUCGUUAAGGCUAUGAACGAAAAGAAGAUACUGGCUAUUCCGUGGUGCGAGGAGGUAGAGUGUGAAAAGGAUAUCAAGGAGCGUACGGAGAAGGCAUCAGAUGGGGAGAAGGAUGAGAAGCAGCCUUCGCAAGGCGCCAAGUCUCUUUGUAUUCCCAAUGACCAGGACCGUUUCGGUAAAAUUGAACACGGUAAGACUCUCUGUGUGGCAUGCAAGAAGCCAGCCAAGAGAUUUGCAUUGUUUGGUAGAUCGUAUUAG